AUGAACCUUAAGAAGAUGCCUUACGAUGUCACAUACUCAGGUGUGCCUUGCAGCAGGCGUGCGACGGCUGCGAAUGCAGCACGGGACGCGGCGUCUGCUGCUACGGCGGCGGUUUCGUCGCCGGCUUCAACUUCUGCAGCGGAGGCAGCAGCUUCUAUUCCUGACGGUGGAAGCGUAUCACGUUGUAGCCAUGAGCUAAAACAUUCCGGCAGGCUGCUGUCAUGGGGCUGCAAGCGUCACCUCAUUGUCUAUUUUUGCGUCGUAAUCGGGAUUAUCCACAGCUUUUCACCUGGCUACGCAGAACAGCGUGGCCUUAGCGUUUUGUCUGCUGUUGAACCAAGCCCAAAUGGCGGCGAAUAUGGUCGCAGGACAGCAGUUAAAGAUGCAGGAGAUUCUGUCUCUUCUCUCUUCGAAAUAAUUGAAGAGCGCAAGAAGGCCUGGGCCCUGGCUACUGCGAAAGGGGAAGGAAAACCCCCAGGCAUACACUGCGGUAGUGCGGUAUACAGACAAAUCAGUGCAGACGACACUGUCAUAGUCAGCCCAGAGGAGGCUUUAAACUGCCGCAGUCUUUGCCGCGCCCUUUUGCACAAACACGGAGGCACCUGCGAGGGGGCGUCGGACCCUUACACUUGCCUGAUGGAGCAUAGGUCUGAACGCUGGUUCCCUCAUGUCUAUAGGGAGCGCUGCGUGUUUACGCGGCCUUCGCUGCAACAGCCUGACUUCGAGGUCAGCGGCGGCAGUAGUCGAGCACCUGCACUUGUGCAGACGAGUUUCUCUGAGAGUUCGACACUGCACGCGUUGCGGCGGUCCCGUGCGGCGCGCUUUUACAUCAUUCACCGUUCGCUGGGUAGUGUUGAAGCCUCCAUGGGGGAGCAGGCGGAGUCGGCAAUUGUGCCAGGGGAGUUUUGGGAGGGCCUUGAGGCAGGGGAGAGGAGGGGCUGGGCCGUGACCCACACCUUCUAUGCACCUGCAGACGAAAAGGAAGUGCUGCCACUCAUACAACGCCUGACAGGGAGGUCCACAGGCCAGGCGAUCUGCCUUUUCAGGGAGAAGCAGCGGCAGCAGGGCGGAAGGGCGGGGCGCUUUGGGAUGGUGCCUGGACGCUCCUGCGCCGGCUCCAUUGGCGUCUUGUACGUGCUGGCGGUGGAGACACGCCCGUCGCCUGCGUUUGACGGGGCCUCUCUGGGGUUUGACUUGUGCGUGGCUCACCGGGUAUUCAAAGAAGAUGUGAUGACAGAGGAUACAAAAGUGGAGGAGCUGCGGCUGCAAACUCGUGUGACCGUGGGUACACCCUGCGGGGUCGCGCAAGGUUUGGACAGGGGCCUCUGGGAGGUGGCGUUCUACGCUACGCGGUACCCUCAAGCGAGAGGUGUGGAGGGCUUCCCAACUGGAGGUGACUGCCCUUGGCGAGGGGCGGUGCAACUGGGGGAGAAGUGCUUUCUCAGGACGAAAGAACGACGAGACGGCACCGCAAGGAACAACUUCUUUUCGGCAAAUGCGCACUGCAGAGACCUCGCAGAGGCAGUCGGUUUUGACCAUGACGACGCCAGUCUUGCGGUUAUCGACAGCGACACAGAACUCAAGCUUGUCGGAGAAUUGGCUUCAGGAGGUGGUGAGUCCUGGCUGGGCUUGUUUCAGUCGGGGCAGUGUCCGUUGGUGGUUCCUGGAGUUGGGACUGCAAGCAGACGGAGAGAGGAAGAUUGCCCUGAAGCUGCCUUGACUUCUCCCGACAAGCUCGGCAACCGCCUAAGUACCAUCGUUGACGCCUGCCCACCUGCACGCAGCUGGCCCCCUUGGAAGCCGGUCCUGAACGCAAACCCGAGGCCCAAAUGGGACCCUGUCUUCUGCGAUGGACAGCCUCGAUCACUGGAUGGCCCAAACUUCGCGGACUGUGCGUCUGUUGCCCAACAAGGGACGGGGCCGCCCUGUUUGCGGGCGCGGAGUUGUGACGCCUCCCUCAGUGCUGUCUGCUCCCUGCGGCUCAGGACAGGCCCUCGGAUACUGUCUAAGGGGAACCGAGGAGCACGAGACCUGCCGGUGGUACUCUGCAGUGACGCCAAGGACUGCUGGCUGAGUCUGGAACUGCCGGCUGUGGACUGGUGGGGGGAGACAGUGGAGCGACGACCCCACAAAGAGCGUCCGUUUCCCCUGGGUUUCUUAGGGGUGAUGCGGUUCUGCGGGUCUGGGGCCCUUCUUGCUGGUCCCUGGGCUCUGCAAACUCAAAUCAACAUUCGACAGGACAGCAGGAUUCGAGAGCUUCCAGCUGGAGUGUACGAGAUCUGCUACUGCUCGCCCGUGCGGGUUGGGGAUACUGCUGUUUCCUGUGUUGAGGGGAAGGAGUUUAGAUUUUUGCGUGCGCUGCUGCAACUUAGCAGCGGCAACCGCCGCCGCAGUGCUUUUCCCUCAAACAGGGAAGGAACCACGAUGAAUUCUACUCUGGCUCUCCCCUCCAUAUCCUUGAGGCCGCUUGCCGGGGCAGCAGCAGCAGCGACGUCGGAUGUAUGGCUGGAGGCGACCACAAACGAGAUUGGCCCCGAGUUUGUUUUCUGUAGAGUGGGGACGCAAAGACGUACCGAUAGCUCCUGCCGCUUUACCCUACGAAGUGCCGCAGCCACAGAGAGGCCUGUUGCCUUGUCCAUUGCCCCGGUUGCACAAGAGACAGGAGACAGUGCAGGCCUGUGCACGCAGCCAGGGAUCACCAUGGCGGUGUCGGUUAAAGGGGAGGCAGAGGUCGAGUUGCCUUCGUUCCUCCCCACCAGCCUGAACGAGGGUUGCACGUGGGCUCGUCGCGUUGCCUGGUGGGUUGACAUCCCUUCGGACGUCUCAUUAUCUGAUCCAAAGGCGUUAGUAGCUUCGCCCAAACAAGUUGAGGUGACUGUGAAUUUUCCCGACGAGAGGAUAAACAAUGCUUUCUUAGAUGUGGCUGUGGAGGGCUUCACCUCGAGUGACUUAACAGAGGACGUGGUGUUGGCGGUGGUCGAAGCAGAGAGCGUGAGAGACAGGGUUUGCAGCAUGCGGCUCACCAUGACCACGGAGAUUGAUGGUGGCACCUAUUCCGGCAAGUUCGACGAGGAGCAGCAGCUGCUGAUAUUCACAAUUCCUGCUCCCACAGUCCGCUCUAAACUCUGUCUCCUCUACACCGUCAGCGAAUACUUCACUGAUGUUCUUAGCCUGGGACAAGCCCCCCUGCCCACGCGGCCUGAAAGGAUCUCCGCUGGGGAGGGCCGCUGCUCGUUGGCCCCUAAGGGAGACUGCGUCAUUGGCCUCUACCCGGACUCAACUACUGUUAACGGGGCAGCUUUUUACCCGAACACCUUGGCUGUGAAGCUGCUCAAGGGCAAAGUGGAGUGCCCUCUUGAUCCUUCAGAUCCCGCAUUUGAAGCCUUCGCGGGGGAUGCGCAGGACAGCAAGGCUUUGGUAGACGCUGGCGCUGUCUCGAUGACUUUGACGCAUGCAGACUCUCUCAAGCUAAUUUUUUCCGUGGCACCAGAACUGAAACGAUGGGUUGCCAACGCCGAAAUUGCCACCAUCUGCAUGACUCAAGAGGGACUGAAAAAUCCAACACAGAAAUGCUGGGAGAGUGGGCGAUGCACUGAGCGUCUUGGCUACAUGCGGUGGACAGGUCCAACGUCGGGUUAUGAACAGUUCUUCCUGUGCCAACAAGGACAAACAUGCAGUAUCGAGAUCCGCGGGAUAAACAUGAACUUUCUCAGCAUGCACUACAGUCGUCUAGCUGCACUUGACACUUGUGGGAAAGUCUCAGGGGAAGGGAGCCUGCCUCUUUCCGGUGACUUUGGGGGCGUUGACUUGUCUUUGCCUUCGGAUCACUCCAGCUUUUUGCAGAUCUCCACCGCAGGCAUGCAUGCUCAGGAGGUUACGGACUUGGCUGGUGGGUCUGCCUCCGUGGAGGCCCUGCAGGAGCCCGUUGGAGAGCAAUUUUCGAGCAUCGCAUUUCUGGAAGCGAGGAGCUCUCCUGCUCGGCACACUUCGACUGCACUUCGCUUCGAGAUGAACACGACCAUCAGCCGGGGGAGCCUGGAGCUGUGCUGGAACCCUUCAGUGGGCUCCGUGCACAACCUGCUGGACCACACCGUCUCAGUAGGCCUUGUUAUCUUCCUCCCCAGGCCCUCCUUACAAUCUGUGAAGCUACCUCCAGGGUUGUUUGAACACUCACCCAAAGCCGUGACGCUUGAUGUUUCAGCUAAGCUGGAUCCAUUCUUGUUUUUGGGGUCCACCAAAAUCUACUUUAAGAGGGCCCCCACGGAGAAGAACGUGGAUUCCUGCAACUUCUCAUCGGACGCGGAGGGAGGAACGAUUACGGCCUCCAUGUCGAUAUCGGGGGCCACGGAAACAGAUGAUGGGCGUAGCUUAGGCACUGUUGUUGCUUCAGUCCAACAUGAAGCUUCCUCUGUUUGCUGGACCCAGUUCCUCACACCGUCCAGCUUCACAACCGAUAUUGCGUAUUCGACCUACCUUGGGAGGCUCCCAGGAUUCGAGGUACCCUCCAGUAAUCUUGAAGCCAUAUGCGGCGUCGACGCAGCUUUCAGCUGCACGGCGACCGGAACACUAAACACCAGCGCAGCAUUAGACGCGAAGGGUCAAGUUCUGCAAAAUCUCCUUUUGAUCCCUCCAAAUGUGAGCGUGGCAGCGGUUCCCCAGGAUGCGUGUCCUUUGAGGCCUGAGGAGAUCAGCUUUAGCACUCCCUCAGACGAAAAGGGGCUUACCUCGGAAAAGGUAGUAAGCAGCUUCGUUUCAAAUACGGUGACUAUUACACUUGACCGGACUUCCAGUCUUCUUGGGCAGCGCGGGUCUGCAGCUCUGUGCAUAGUAGACGACGACUGUACAAACCCCGAAUCUAAGCCUUGUGUGAAGCAGCUGGGGAGUGCCAAGUGGAUCGGGCCUGCUCGGUCAUCCUUCACGGAGCACCUGUGCGAGAAGUUGGAGGCUGGGCGCUGCCGACUCACCAUAUCAGGCUUCGAAAUGGCUUCUUUGGAUUAUAGCAUGCCCCGUUUGGCGCUUUCCACUAGCUGCAGCGAUGCCAACACUACCCCGUGGAUUGUUGCUGAGAACAUUGGUGCAGAGGAAGGAUCCGCAACUUUCCUAGUUCCUGCCACGGUGGGCUGGGGAUACCAGUUGUGCUGGAAUACUCAGGCUUCUCCUGGUUCCCCUGUGGAUGCCGACUCCACCUCAUUCAGGGAACAGUUUGACAUCGCAUUGUCCAGCAUCUCCUUUCUGCCUCUACCAGUUGUGAGAGCGCGCACGGUUUCUAGGAAGUCCCCAUAUUCCGCGAGUGUGGUUAUUCAAGUAAGCGCUUUGUUGGACGCGACAAUGGUCGAGGCGUUCGGUGGACGGGUUCCAAAGCAAGGUCUGUGGUGCAGCAUAAGCGUUGAAGCCUUUACGGAUGGCUCCAACUGUAGCAGCAGCAGCAAGCCCGUGACCCUGAGCCAGACACAAGAAGCGACGUUCGAGAAGGUGGUGAUUCACAACCGUCAGGAGGGCUCAUCUGAGGAAACAGGAGCCGAUGGAACGGAAGCAACAGUGGCCAUAAUGUCCUUCGAGAUACAGGCUGAUAUAGAACCGAAUACCUUCUGCUGGACAACGGUGGUUGUUGGAGAGAAUUCCAUACCCAUCAGGAAAACCUGGACACCCCUUGUAAGCGUCUCUGGGCCUGUCGCUGGACGGCUUGGAGGCUCCGUAUCAACUACUGCCCUUGCCUUAGGCUUUGUCCCGUGCAUGUCGGCGACUACAGAUUCGUCUGCCUGUAUCUUCAGCGUGACAGCUGAGUCACCAAAAGACCCGGCCUUGUUUCCCUUCAAUGAGCCCUGGAUCCUUCCAGAGCAGAGCAGUGUGUUCUUGCUCCCUGGGGAGGUUGAGUGCCCGAACGAAGACAGCUCUCUCUUUGAGAGUGUUGUGGGAUUAGAUGUCUCCGAGUCGAAUUUUAGCUCGCCGUUGCGUCUUCCAGUUGAGCCACUACCUGACGGUGAGGUGGUGGAGUACGCGACAUACAGCUUUGCCUCUGGGAGAGCUUGGCUAUCUGAGAACGGCUCCGCCACAAUAUGCUGGAGGGAUGAUGGCACUCGCAUUUCGACCAAACUAGGUCGAGCGCUGUGGCUAGGACCGCUUUAUUCGCGGAAACCCCUACAGAUGCAUUGCUCUCAUGGCGGUGGUUGCCCAAUAACUGUUCAAGGGAAGAACCUGACGAAGCUAGACCACUCCAUCAGUAGGCUGGCUAUUCUGACUAAAUGCGGAGAGGCCAAGGGCCUCGGGACUGCGCAACUUCGAUCGGCAACGGUUGGGGAUUCUAGCUUCCUCAUCUUGGGCUCUCACACCUCUAGGGGACUUCUGACAGAGGAAGACACGGAGCCCGUCCAUUUCUGGGCACUCCCUGGCAACGUCUUCCGCACGCGCUGUAAGCAGGGUACGGUUCCCGUGUUUGUGGAGGCCAAGUGGGUGGAUACUCGGGGAAUCUGCGGGGAUGUGGAUUUGACGGAUUUGUUGAACGUCCAAUGCAAAGGCAAGAGGACUUGUUUCUUCGUGCCCGUGGGCUAUGGGUCUUUCGAAUCCACUGGAGGCACCAGUACAACAGUCCAGGUGACUGUGCCGGACACCUGUGAUGAAAGGAGAGCAAGGAAGCUUUUGGGCACGUAUCGCUGCACCGAUUCAAGAACUGCUGUAACAGGCGUAGAGAACGGUGCCUUAGCGAACGAAAGUAUGGUGAUGGUUGAGCUGUCCACUAAAGUUAGAGUAAGGAACAGAACAGUUGGUGGUAUACAAGGACGGGAAGUAGGACCAGGAAACGAGCCUUCCAAUGCUAACGGCUCUACCUACAAUGAAAACAGCCCUAUCUCCAAUGAAAACAAUUCUGUCUCUGAUGAAAGCAUUUCUUUCUGGGCUCCCCAGGGAUCUCCAGGACUUUAUCAGAUUUGCUGGAACCCUCAAAUCGCUCCUAACAAUGACCCUUCCGCAUACUCUGAGUACCUAGGCGUCAUCGAGGUCUUGCCCGUACUCUCCAUUGUCGAUGAAGCAGUCGUCUGCGCGGGCACGGAGCUUACCAGUUGCACCUUUCAGGUGACUGUGGGCGCUCGAGAAAGCAUGGAAGAUAACCGGUCGAUGGCUUUGCUGAUCGAAGAUCAAGAUGGAACUGCCACUUGCCAGACGCCUACUGAGGAGCAGCUACGGGCGGCUGCUAUUAUGCCUCACCAGUCAGCGUGGAAUGAAGGGAACUCUCUAACUGAGUUGACGUAUUCUACGGAGUUACCAACUGAUAGCCGGAAGCUGUGCAUUGUGGCUAUAGACACUAGUCUGGCGAUCUUCGGUACACCGCAGUAUGUGGGCAACACUCCAGGAUCUUCCGCUCCUGCAGAGCUUCUUGGUGGGGAGGAGGUUUGCUCAAAUGGUGACAAGGAGCCGUGUGAAGUUAAACUUGUUCCUGAAAACGUCUCCAAGUAUUACAUUCUUGACAACCGCACUCCUGAGGAGGACGAAACUAGCCCUUCAUUCGAUGCGUUCCCCAACUUGGUGGGUCCUUCAGUUCGCAAGAUUCUGCUUUGUCACGAUGAAUUAAUGAAUGCUAAGCAUAAUUACUGA
Eimeria maxima is the source of this 7587-nucleotide messenger RNA. Its product is annotated as cysteine repeat modular protein, putative. The record is from RefSeq and is a predicted model, not a curated record. The transcript is spliced from 26 exons. Lineage: Eukaryota; Apicomplexa; Conoidasida; Eucoccidiorida; Eimeriidae. Bases 1 to 7587 code for a protein of 2528 amino acids.